UCAGACCAGUAAUAUUCACAACCUACUUCGACAGUAUUUGUUUUGUUGCUGCUGAUGGAAUCCAGUCUCCAGAGAAGAUGGGAAAGAAAAGCAAUGAUUUAGGAAGGACGUGCCGAUUGUGUGGCCUUGGGGAGCAGUAUGCCACUAUUAUCAAAUUUGUGAUUAACUCAGUGACCACAGAGGGUACAAAGAGCCUGUCAUUGCUGCCUACAGAAGUAGAAAGCAAGAGAUUAAUCUCCAAGUGGAGCUGAGAGUCUGAUCCUUAAAAGGCAGAAAAUGGAUGGCCAUGUUGAGCAAAACCCAGUGGACAAACAGGCACCGGUGGAUUACGGAGUCCAAAUACGAUUCAUAGAUGACCUCAAGGGCACCAACAAAGUCAAGAAACCCAAGAAGAACUUGGCCAAAUCAGGAUCCUAUGGUGUUGUGGUGAGAGUCCAGGGGAUUUCUGGACAGCCGUUUGUGGUAUUGAAUAACAGUGAUGGUGCGCCUUCUGCGCCUGGGGCAUCAAGCAGAAUGGAUUAUGCCAGAGGUGGCAUCCAUGAAGGGAGCAGCGAUGCUCGACCUGGCACACAGAUGCAGAGAACAGCACACUCAAAAGCAAGUCAGUUUGAAGUGCCCGAAAACCCAUAUGGGGGCACCAUCUCAGUGCAGCCACAAUCUCACAGUGGCUCCCAGUGUACUAGCUCUGAUGAGGAGACUGGAUCCAAAUGUUACGCAAAUGUUUAUGAUUCAAAAAUAUAUGUGCAAAAUAACACAAACACCCUUCCAUACACACACGAUGAAGGUCACCUGUCCUUGCCACGUCGGAGGCCUAUGCACCAGGAAGAGCAGCUGAGAAAGUUUCAUUCUCAAGGAUCAUUGCUCAUUUCAGAUGGAGUAGAGCUUUCCAGAGAAAUUGGCCCAAACUACCAGUUUUUGCCUGAAGAAAGGCCAGGUUUUAGGAUCCCAAGCCCUGCUGCUUCAGCUGAUGGUGAGAGAUCUGUUAGCAAUUGGAAAGGAAAACAUCAUGACAACUUGGAUCAUAAGCACCUGGAGAAACCAUGGACUAAUACCGUAUCUAAUUCCACAAAUAUACCAAAGCCACUGGCCAAAGCUUCCUCUGUUACUGAUAUUUCAUUGAAGUCCAAUGAUGUCAUUGAGAUAGACACCAAGCCUCUCUCUUCUGUGGAUACGCUAAUUAGUAAAUUUGAUAGAAAAGGAGGGCAACAGAGAGGAAGAACAGCGCGGCGUAACAGGAUUUCCCCUGAAGACCGCAAGCGAUCACAAAGCCUUGAUAGAGAGCUAUACCCCUCCAGGGAAAUUGAGACUAACAGUCGGCCUGAGACCAGCUACCAAAAGCCUUUUCGAUCCAGUGACAUGAUGGAUAUUGGUAAAGACAUCGAACCUGCCAGUAUCUUUGAGGUAAAGUCGUCAGUGGUUUCUAGGGAGUCUUCCUCUCCCAUCCAAUUUGCACUGCAAUAUUCUUGUACAAAUAAAGGAUACACCACAGGAUUUCAGGACAAACUUGACAAGGAAUCAGGGAACCAUCCUUCUUUCAGUUCAGCCAGCCUCCCCAGGAAAUGGAACCAAAACCAAAUGGAAAUGGAACCCAGAGUGGAGAAGAAUCCAAAGGCUGCCAUCUUUGCUGAACAAGAUGUAGAGUUAAAAUGCACUCCUGACCUUUUGAAGGACCAGAAAGCACACUCACUUGCUAACGAGGAGCUUACAAAGCAGUUAAUUUUCAGUCUACUAAAGGAAGGGAGCAUUGAGAGUGACAAUUUCCUGAAGAAGAAAGCAAACCUUGUAUUUGACAAACUCCAAGGCACCAAAUAUGCAGAAUUAUCACCUGAUCUUAGGGGUGUUGCUGCGCAGAAGAAUGAUUUAGAGAAAAAGGUCGUAGAAUUGCAGCAAAAUUUUGAAGAAGAAUUAACAAAAUGUCAGCAGCUGAGAGCAGAGAAAGACCAAAACAAGUUGGAACUGCAGGACCUACGAAUCCAGCUGGAGGAGAAUAUAGAGGAGAGGACUCAGUUACACUCACUCUACCAGAAGAACAGAAAGGAACUCCAGAAUAACAUUGAAGAUUUGAAGAAAGUGAAGGUGGAGAAGGAUACAUUGGAAGCUGAAAUGAAAGAUUUGCAGGAAGAAAUGUCACUGUUGCAGAAAGAACUGAGAACGAUAAGGAAAUCUGCAGGAGGUGGUGGCGACCAAGAAACUUUACAGGAGUUGGCGAGAACGAAAGAGGAGCUGGAUAUGAUUGCUACUGCAAAACAGACAGUGGAAGACAUCUUAAGGCAGAAAGAAAGGGAGUUGACUGCCCUGAAAGGGGUUCUGAAGGAGGAGGUGAGCAGCCAUGAUAAAGCAAUGGAAGAGCUUACAGCCCAGUAUCAGAAGGAUAUGGAACAGUUGAGGAAAAACAUUGAUGAGGUGUCUCAGAAUCAACAGAAUGUGGAAUCUGAGAGGCAGAAGAUCAACUCAACAAUGAGGAACCUGCAAACGCAGCUCCAGGAAAGCAUGGAAGAGAGUAGCCAUUGGAAAGAGAUGUUCCAGAAAAACCGGGAGGAGUUGCGCAGCAGCAAGCAAGAACUGCUGCAGAUGAAGAUGGAGAAGGAAGAAUAUGACGAAGAACUUCGAGAUUUGCGGGAUCGUUACUCUACACUGCAAGGCGAGGUGGACCAUGUGAAGAAGACCUCGGUAGACAUUGCUGGGAUGGAGGCACUUAAAAAAGAACUGGAUAAAGCAAAGAAGGAACUAAAGGAGAAGGCUGCUUCCAGUGAGUACCAUGAGGCAUUAAUUCAACAAAAAGAGAAGGAAUUAAGUUUACUGAAGGAGGCACAUAACGAAAAGGCGGCGAGUCAUAGCAAAGUGCUGGAGGAGUUAAAACAAAACCAUCGCAGAGAAGUGGAGAUGCUUAAGAAGAACUGCGAUCUCAUGGCAGAGGAGAAAAUAAACCUAGUAAAUGAAAAGGGAGUUACAGAACAGGCGAAGAAAGCAGCCGAUUCUACUCUGAAACAAUUGAGGCAGGAUAAUGAGGACCUGAAGAGGAAGAUUUCUCAGAUGGACUUCCAAAUGGGAGAAUGCAAGGACAUGCUUGAAGAAUUUCGGUGCUCUGAAUCAAGGUUGAAAGACAAAAUAGCCAGGCUUGAGGUGGAGCGAAAGCAGAUGGAAGAGUCUCUGGGAGAAGUCACUGACCAGGAACAGGAAGCAGCUGUGGCAAAGAGAGUGUUGGAAAACCGUCUGGAAGAAACACAGCGGAACCUGAGCAGAAUGACCCAAGACUACCAAGAGUUGAACGAGCGUUUCCAAGAUGAGUUGAAGCAGAAGGAGCAGCUCAAGAAAGCAAAGAGUGAACUGGAAGAACAGAAGAGGCUUCGGGAAAAAAUGGUCGAAAAGCUCCAGAAAGAGAUAGAAGUAAUCUCUGAGCAGUCGGGAAGUUCAGUCGUUAAGCUGCAGUCUCAGUUGGAGGAGCAUCGAGAUAAGUCACGUCGCGAGUUACUUGAGCACCAGAGACAAGGGAAGGAGAAGACGCUGGAACUGGAAAAGGCAAAUAUGACCAUCAAAAGACUACAAGAUGAGAUUGGCCAUUUGAAACAGGAGUUGCAAGAGAGCAACGCUGAAAAGGAGAGUGCGCUGCUGGAUAAAGAUGUGCUGGGACAGAAGGUGCAGCACUUGGAACAGGAAAUGGAUACCAAGCGAAAGACCCAGGAUGACAAGUCCAGGCUGGCAAAAGUACUGGAGGAUAAAGUCAAGCGCCUAGAGCUGGAACUGGAAGAAGAGAAGAACAGUGUUGACCUUUCAGCUGAGCGAAUCAACAGGAGUAGAGAACAGAUUGAGCAAUUGAGGGGUGAGCUAAUGCAAGAAAGAGCUGCAAGGCAGGAUCUGGAAUGUGACAAAAUUUCUUUGGAGAGACAGAACAAAGAUCUGAAGACCAGACUGGCAAACAGUGAAGGCAAUCUGAAACCGAAUGCUAAUUUACCGCAGCUUGAAUCUCGAAUUAGAGAGCUGGAGGAUCAGUUGCAGUUGGAGGAAAGGGAGCGAAGCAUUUUGCAAACGUCGAAUCGUAAACUGGAGAGGAAGGUAAAGGAACUGACCAUUCAGCUUGAUGAUGAGAGACAGCAUGUCUCGGAUGAGAAGGACCAGCUGACCUUGCGAGUGAAAGCCCUGAAGCGACAAGUGGACGAAGCUGAGGAGGAAAUUGAGAGGUUGGAAGCUGCACGGAAGAAGAGUCUGCGGGAGCUGGAGGAAGUGCACGAGGCCAAUGAGCAACUACAGAGUCGGAUUAAGUCCUUGGAAAAAGACGUCUGGCGGAAAAAUACUCGUUCCAACAUGGAUCUAAAAGAUGAUGAUGACGACUUGAGUUCAGACGACGAUUUCGAAAGCACGUUCAAUCCUUCCUCCAUCAAGUCACUGAUUACUGAGAGCAAUUUGCAGACAAGCUCCUGUUAAACCUUUCUUUUGGAAGAUUUUCGCUAGUUCAGUAUGUCACUCUCUGUGGCUGGUGUGUACAGAAGGAAAUAAGAUUAUUUGCUGAAUCAUUUGACUACAGUAUCAUUGUCAGAAAUUCAGCAUGUAAAUGAUCUGAUUAUGCAAAGCUUUAAUCUGUCUUUUGGGAUCCACUUUUAGUAAAUGUACAAGACAAUCAUACAACUUAAAACCUGCUUUUGAUAGGAAUAUUGUAUUUUAAGGUUUUUGUUGGAACAAGUUUUUAUUCCCGUACCAUAGGGAGAUGAAUAAAGGUUUCGUCGUUUGGAUUUCUAGGGUUGAAAGCACUAAAGGAAUUGGAGCUAAAAGGGAGUCAUUCUAUGUGCAUUGUCUCUGAACUGCUUGAGGCUGCUUGUCACUGAGGUAGGCAGCCUUGACUGCACCCUGGCGGGUACAUUGUGUGUGUUGAAUUUGUGGGAUGAUAGAACCCACUGUAUCUGUUGACAGACCACUCAGAUCUAAUAGUCUCUCCCAUCGCUAUCCUGUUGUACAUAGUGAAAGCUGCUGUCUGCCCCCAUCUCCUUGUUGCACAGCUCUCUUGAGUGUUGUUUCCUCUCUGGUAUUGGUGGUUGCUGGUCAUUCACUGAGAAUCCACCUUGAAAUUAGUGUUGUGUAUAAAAAGAUCUUAAUAUCUUCCAGGCCCCCAGCACUAAGCCCUAAUAACCACAUUCCUCUUUUGAUUGUGUUUUCUACCAUAUCUGUGGAUGGGUUACUGUGUGUCCUCCUUGUAUCUGGAUAAAUCUAAUGAAACCCCUGUGCCUUGUAUAUCUAACUCAAGUGUUUGUGUAUUCUCCCCUUCAAUUGGUCAACUCUCUGUUCAUAUCACCAAUAUCAACCACUUUAUCUGAGGCUGCCUUUAUUCUGAAUUGCUGUGUCUUGAAAAUCUUUUCUACUGAGCAAGCUCUAGGUGUGGUGCCUCUCAGAUUCCUGUGGUUGUACUCUUUGAAGUACAAGUCUGAAGUGUUUUGCAAGCCUUUGAGUGAGAUUAUUUGUGACUGGUGUUUCUGUAAGUGGAAGUUGAUUGUCUGCAGAUGCUUGUAAAUCAUAUCUCUGCAAGUGACUGCAUGUAGGAGAGAGAAGGUGCAGAGGGAAAGAUUGAUUCCAUCUGCUUCUAACCAGGAAACGUCUGGGAUCAACUGAAAUCAGAAUACUAUAGGUGUAAUUAUGGGAAUUAUUUAAUAUUAUGUGUUUUGUGUUUCAGUUGGCAUAUUAAUGUUCCUUCAUUUUACCCAAACUCCCACCUUUGGACACAACAAGCAACCAUUGAUUGUGCUUCACGAGAUGAAGUGGCUUUCAGAAUGAAUGACAGGGAUUUUGGGAAGAAAGAUUACUGCAUUUAUAUAGCACCAUUCAGCCUAUUAAUUAUCAUGGAGUGUGGUUACUGUUUAAAUAGGAAAUUUGUGUAUAGUAAAUUCCCACAAACAAUAUGAAAAAUGGUCAGAUCAUGCUGAGGUAACUACAAAAUGAAUAUUAGUAAGGACACAGGAUAUCCCUCUAAAAUUAAAUUGUUCAAUCUUUGAGUGAAAAGGGUGAUGGGUUCUGAGUUCAACAUAAAUUCAUUAUUAAAGUACGUAAAUGUCACCAUAUACGUGAACCCUAGAUUCAUUUUCUUGCCUCUUUUGGUAUUAAGAGUGGGACAAGAUCUGCUCUCCACAACCACAUUUUCUUCUCCUCCCUAAUUUGUGCCUUCAACAGUAAUAGUACAACCAAUCAUACAGGAGUCAGUAGAAGCAGCUUGAGUAAGGGAGAGAAUAACAGCUUUUCAGAACUGUACAUGGCUCAUCAUGAAAGAUAUAACUGAAUAAUAUAUAAUGUGUUGCAUUUCACAACAUCCAGAUAAAUAUGACACACAUUAUGAAAGGCAGCUGUCCCUUCCAGAGGGUCUAUAAGUAAGGUCUGUGGUCUCAAAAUUAUGAGUUCGUCCAGUGAGGACGGGGAUGAAAUGAGGCAAUGUAUUUGCACCCAGCAAACUCUCACUAGCAGCAGUGUGCUAAUGAGGGUUGGUGGGUAAUGUGUUUCAGCAAUAUUAGUCUGAGAAUAAAUAUAGGAUAAGUCAAGUGAAAAUGUGCCUGUGGUGCUGUUGCAAAUAGGUUUUCUUUGAACCUGUGCAUACAUGUAAACUCAACUCUGAUUUUAACCUUUCAGGAAAGGAUUUGUUAUUAUAAUGAAUGAUUCCUUUGCACUCGCAUUAUUAAAAUAUUUGGGGCUGGUGCCUGCUUUGUUUCAUGUGAUUAGAAGGCCUGUGAAGUGACUCAGUGCCAAUCCAUGACCUCUGUCUGACCUUCCUGCCAAUAAUGACCCUGCAAUGGUAGUUCAGGGAUUUGUUUAUUCUCUUUGAGAUCAUAGACUCCUCCCCACAUCCCCACCUCCCCAUUUCAGGCAAGGUUCACGUGUCAAAACUAUCCCUAAUUCAAUGUAUGAUUAAUAGAGAAUUGCAAAAAGGAAAACUGCAGGGUCCUGAUGGGAAAGAUGAGUGAAACACCAAUUACAAUUUGGGGUACACACACAAAAUGCUGGAGGAAAUUGACAGUUACAAUGGAAAGUCAAUGUAUUGGGCCAAGACCCUUCAUCAGUGUGAAAAAUUGACUCUUUAUUCCUUUCCAUAAAUGCUGCUUGAGCCGCUGAGUUCAUCCCACGUUUUUGUGUGUGUUGCUCUGGAUUUCCAGCAUCUGCAGAAUCUCUUGUAUUUUUCAAUUACUACUUGGAAAAUGCAUUACAUCAGUCUCGCUAUUAAUAUUGCUUGGGCUCGUGCGUUGUCUUGUUUUUGUUUCAUGGUGAAUUAUGAGGUGAGCUGCCAUCAACUUUACAAAUGCCUAACAUCAGAAUCCUUAUUUUUGUAUUGUUAGUAAUGACUGAGGCACAACCAUCUUGCUGGAUGUUGCCUAGUUUUGUAAUUGUGCAAUAAUAAAGAAGGAAAUAAAAUUACCUCUAACACCUGGUAUAUAAUUUGCACUGGCUUGUACCCUAGCCAACAGAGUCCUCUGUGCUGGGGUAGUGUUUCACAUUGUCCCAGUGUAACCCAUCUUGUGUCUUCUAGGUCAAGAUCCUCCCUCUCAUAGGGAUGAGGUCUUCGGAGCUUCUGUUGGUAUCUCUGGAGCUCUGGGUUUUUACUGGAUGGGGAUGGGCUGGGUUGCUAGCCCCAUCUCCAAACCACCUCCUUUCAUAACCGAGCUUGGGACUGUCCAUGGUGGAGUUACAGGUUCUUUAGGGACUUUAAUGUCAAGAAAAUGCCUUUCUUAGGCUUAAUAUCCGGCUUUUCUCCCAUGCAUUCCAAAUCAGUUCUGAAACCUUAUUCAUCCUAUUUGAUGUUGCCGUUCACAAUUUCAUUAUCUCAUGAUUAAAUGAAGAUGAAAAUACAGACGUCAACUGGCACAUACAAAAUGCUGGAGGAACUCAGCAGGCCAGGCAGCCUCUGUGGAAAAGAGUAAACAGUCGACGUUUUGGGCUGAGACCCUUCAACUUCGACCUGAAACAUCAUCGGUAUUCUUGGCCCGUUGAGUUCCUCCAGCAUUUUGUGUGUAUUGGACUUUCAGCAUCUGCAGAUUUUCUCUUGUGUGAUGUCAGCUGACAAUGGUUCUUCCAAGCUUUUCAGUCAUACUUAAUUUUAGCCGAUGAACACCAAUGUACAAGUCACUCAGCUGUAUGUGUGGCCCCUUCCAAAGAUGCCCAGACUUGUACACCAGUUUUUAUAGUGUUUCUUCACUUGGUAUCAGCUAUAAGUAUAACACACUCACAGAGAAUGCUGGAAGAGCUCAGCAGGUCAGGCAGCAUCUGUGGAGGGGAAUAAACAGUCAACGUUUCGGGCCCAGACCCUUCAUCAAGACUCAUUCCUCAUGAAGGGCCUCGGCCUGAAAUGUCGACUGUUUAUUCCCCUCCAUAGAUGCAGCCUGACCUGCUGAGUUUUUUCUAGCAUUUUAUGUUGCACAGUUGCUCAGUAUUUCCAACAUCCGCAGAAUCUCUUGUCCAUUAACUGCAAGUAUACUGUGUAUAUUUACAAUGUAAAUGUAUCCUGUAUUUCUAUUUCACACUUUACUGUUGCCAAGGUUCACUGGUGUAUAAAUUGAAAAAUGAAUAUCAACUAAAGAAAUUUAUACAAAAUCUAUAUAUAGAUAUAUAAAUAUAUACACAUUAACUGUAUAGAUGAGAGUAUUGAUUACCUGUUGAUCCAACUCUGUAUGAGAUUUUGAUUCCAGUUUGUGUGGGAAUUUUCAAAGCUUUUUUUUUCCAUAUUUGUAUUUUUGUAUAUAUGUUUGAAAUUCAAAUCUUUAAUUUGCAUUUUAUG
Molecule: messenger RNA, 8740 nt
Organism: Mobula hypostoma (lesser devil ray)
Lineage: Eukaryota; Metazoa; Chordata; Chondrichthyes; Myliobatiformes; Myliobatidae
Product: cingulin-like
Exons: 22
Coding region: 277-4422 (1381 amino acids)
Biological process (GO): microtubule cytoskeleton organization
Cellular component (GO): myosin complex; bicellular tight junction
Molecular function (GO): microtubule binding
Source: RefSeq, a predicted model, not a curated record